This is a messenger RNA of Microthlaspi erraticum, 849 nucleotides long. Lineage: Eukaryota; Viridiplantae; Streptophyta; Magnoliopsida; Brassicales; Brassicaceae. The record is from the annotation of a GenBank genome assembly.
AUGGAUAGCAUGAGUGAGGCAUUUGAUCAAAUGCAAAUGGUCAAGGAUGUUCUAGCCAACAGUGAUAAAGUUUCAGAGGUCCUACAAGAGUCUACUCAUCAGUUCAACCUGCUUACUUCACCCACCUUCCUACCAAAGGUCAAGGAUCAAGGGAAAUUCACUCUCCCUUGCACACUUGGGCAUCUUGAGAUUGACAAUGCCUUAGUGGAUUCUGGAGCAAGCAUCAAUCUGAUCUCUCUCUCCAUGGCAGAGAAGCUAGGCAUUGCUGGAGCCUUGCAGCGCCCUACUACUUCAAUCAUGUUUGGAGAUGCAACUUCUAAGUCUCCUCUUGGAGUGUUCAAGAACUAUCACUUGAAAAUUGGAGAAUGCAUCAUCCAAACUGAUCUCACUGUGAUGGAAAUGGAAGAAGAGAAGGAUUUACCUCUGUUAUUGGGAACCCUUUCCUUACCUAGAGGUUCAGACUUUUGUGCCACAAUUGACAGUACCACUCUCAGUUCUAAGAGUCAUGGAGCUACAAAGGUUGUGAAGGAAAGGGUUGACAAGGAACCAAGAGUUGGGAAGGAUAAGGUUGAGAGAGGACCAAGGAUUGAGAAGCCACGUCUUGAGAGGGCUAGAGUUGAGAAACCACGUUCUGAUAGACCACGAGCUGAUCGACUUGUUCAAGCCCCUUGUGUGCUUGAUGAAGAGAGCCUUCAAGCUUUGUUUGAUGAGCCACUAGGAAGGGCUCUAAAAGAAGGGGAGGAUGCAGCCUCUAAGGCAAGACCAGGGAUAAAAGAAAGGAUCCACCAGCUCAGGCCCCUUCAUCAAGCCAUCUCAGCUCACAAUGACUUUGUUCCCCACCAAGUUUGA